Molecule: messenger RNA, 2574 nt
Organism: Bursaphelenchus xylophilus (pine wood nematode)
Lineage: Eukaryota; Metazoa; Nematoda; Chromadorea; Rhabditida; Aphelenchoididae
Source: the annotation of a GenBank genome assembly
AUGACUGAGAAUGCGGCAUUGAAUAAUAAUGUGGUCGAGAAGAAGGAAGUGCUUCCGAAGUUGAGUGCCGGGAAGGUAAACUGUUACUUAUUUGACUAUAGUUAACCUGGCAGUCAGCGUCUGUGGUUACUACUGAGAUUUGGCCUUUUUUGGGCCCCUUGAUCUUAUUUUUUUAAUUGGCGUUGAAGCCGUUAGAAGUCUAAAUAAAACUUUGAACAUUAGUAAUACUAUUUACUAAUAUUUAAAAGGCGUAUGUGGCAAUAUCUGAGUUUCUGAGGGUUUUUUUGGUUGUGCUUUCAAAUGAUUCCAUUAGAUCUCUUGUAAUCAGCGUUACCAGCCACCAUCUGUUUAUAAGAAACAUUGCCAAUUUUAUCUCCAACCGUCUUAACCUUAAAUUUUCAGUAUGACAUAUCUUUCAUUCUGAUCAACGCUGUUUGUGGCGGCAUUGCCAAGAUUGCCAGCAAAUGCGCUGACCGAGUAAUUGUCCCUCCAUCAGCACACCCUCUGUUAAACAUCUCGGCUGUUGAAGCGGCCGAAAAGAUCAGAAAUAAACAAGUAAGUAUCGUAAAUUACAAUAUGUAAUAUACAUGUAUAUAACAUACUGAUACAAUACUUUUAUUUAACAUGAAUUUUCAGUUAAAAUCCUUCGAUCUUCUUCAAGCCUACUUUGCCAGAAUCCGCGAUGUUAAUCCUUAUAUCAACGCUGUUACUGAGCUAUUUGAAUACGAAGCCUUGGAAAAGGCCAAAGAAGUCGAUGCUUACAUUGAGACCAUUUAUGGGAAUCCAGGAGAAAUCGAAAAACUGAGGAGUGAACAGCCCUUGUUCGGGAUCCCUAUCUCGCUGAAACAUGUGUUCGAUUACAAAGGUCAUAGAAAUAUUGGUGGAUUGGAACAUAGACGAGAGCUUCCGCCAGCCGAGAAGAAUUGUGAGCAUAUUAGGCGGUAAGUAGGUGGGCAAAUAAGGCCAAAAAAAUUCUACUUUUUCUUACAAGGCUCGUUGUAUAUCUCACAAUUAGUUAUGUUUGUCAAGCACAAGCUAAAACUUUGAAUAAUUUGUUUGUAACCAAGCCAAUGUUAAAAAAUCCUAAAGUUUUAAACGGCCACCAUUUUUCAGCGUUCUAAACGCCGGCGCUAUUCCCAUCUGCUUCACCAAUGUGCCCUCCGGCGCUUGUUUCUUCGAAUCCGACAACACAGUGCAUGGGCGCUCCUGUAAUCCCUUCGACACUCGCUGCACUCCCGGCGGAUCCUCUGGAGGUGAAGCGGCCUUAAUCGCGGCGCAAGGAUCGCUGCUUGGAUUGGGGACGGACCUCGGAGGUUCCAUCAGAGUCCCCGCAAUGUUAUGUGGAGUCUACGGACAUAAGCCCGGCAGAACCGUGCCUGAUGAUAGCUUGGUGCCGCCUGCUGUGGCAAAUACUCUUUAUGAUGGGUUUUUCUGUGGUGGCCCAUUGGCCAGAUAUCCGGAGGACGCCGCGUUGUUGAAUGCGGUGAUAUUUGUUGAACCAAUUCCCAAGCAACUCUCCGAACUUGCGCCAUCAGUUUUGUAUGCAGCUGCCGUUGAUGAGAAGCCGUUUUUGGUUAAUUCCAAUAGCGUUCGGUCCGCCUAUGAGGAUGCAAAGGCCUUUAUCUCACACGCCUACAACUUGUCCAUUUACGACUUUAACAUUCAAAAGUCUCUCAUGGAAUAUGUCAUCCUUCUAAAGUCCUGCGCAUUCGACGCCGACAACUUGGCCAACCUCCAUGAGCAUUUAAUGCCAGUAAGUCUACAAAAGUCUACAGUAAAUUGAAUUUGAUGUAAAAAAGAUGCAGAUAGAGAUAACAUUUUUACGACUUCCUGUAACAAAAGCACGUCAAUAUAAUAAUUUCAUAGUUGUCAUUCAAAACGAUCAUGUUCUUGCCUUCGGCGGUAGUCUUCGACAUUAAUUUUGAGCUUAUUUUGCCACCUAACAUGACUUUUUUGGACGCCUUACACUAAUACAUUGUAGUAUGAAAACCUGCAACUCUUUCAGGACGGCUAUCCAGUGAAUGUCUUCAAAGAAUUGGUCAAAUCGUUGGUCGGUGCAUCGUCUAUUUCUCCGGUGACGCUACCCAUUCUAUGUGCCUUCCGAAACCGAUACCCGGAAUCUUUUAUCAAAGAGUGUUGCCGUCAGUUGCAUAUUCUGAGAGACCGUUGGCACAAAGCUUUGAAAGGUAGUUUUUUAUCGCAUGAUAGAGUUAUCGCAUAUGUUUUUGAAAAAGUUGACCUAAAUUUGAUCUAAAUCUGAGGGCCGCUGUUUGGAACACGUUAUUUUUUAUGUACAACAAUUUUCACGUUUAAGGCGAUGUUGUCCUUGUGUUCCCUGCAGUCCCAGAGACGCACUACUUCCAUCUCUCUUACGGGAUUCUCCCUUCGAUGAAUACGCUGCUCUUCAAUUGUCUGGGACUCUCUUCUUUGGCUGUUCCGAUGGGCAAAGACAAAGAUGGGUAUCCGUUAUCUGUUCAGCUGGUCGGCCAUCCUGAUUCCGAUAAUUUGCUCUUUUCAAUUGCUGCAAAGAUGAAGACCCAGUUUGGAGGAUGGGUGAAAACAAAGGAUUUGUAA